UAUUGCAACAGAAUACAAGACCUGGCAGCGAUUGCAAAUCACUGGGCAAUCGGAUAUUGGACGCAUUUCCACCGAGCCCGUGCAGUUGGCCGAAUUUAUUCAAAUCAGUUGAAUUCCGCUUGGGAAGCGUAUAGGUGGUGUCGUCGUCUCUUAGGAUCUUCGCGUCAAUUGCAAUGUGCAAAUACGUCUUAAUUGCUGCACUGGCCGUAAUGUGCUCCAUGGUCCCAGUGCUAGCCACGCUGCACGAUCUGCCCGCGGUCUUUGACUUCUCCAACGUCGAUCUGGUUAACUUCCAGUACUUCAAGAACCUGCCCUCACAGGAUCCCCGAACCGCAGCCACCGCCAAUCCGUUUCUGGAGCACUUUCAGAAAAAGAAGGCGGUGCUGGAUUACUUCGACCGUCUGUUCUUUGGCAACUCGCCGUUCCAGCAACCCAGCGAGAUUCCCUUCGAUCCGCACUUUGGUCGCUCCUGGCGUCCAGUCUAUGAGCGGAAGUUUGGUUAUCGCGGAGAGCGUCUGAUUGCUGCUCUCGGAUCUGGAUAUUCAGUCCCCCAGCUGCGGCACUUUGGAGCCAUUCCACGGGAGUACGGCACUCCCCACUACCCAAGUUAAGUGGGGAUUGGUGUCCUAACUGCUGUAGGUAGUGUAUUUA
Molecule: messenger RNA, 651 nt
Organism: Drosophila eugracilis
Lineage: Eukaryota; Metazoa; Arthropoda; Insecta; Diptera; Drosophilidae
Exons: 2
Coding region: 174-611 (145 amino acids)
Source: RefSeq, a predicted model, not a curated record